Raphanus sativus (radish) is the source of this 1758-nucleotide messenger RNA. RefSeq names its product probable flavin-containing monooxygenase 1. The record is from RefSeq and is a predicted model, not a curated record. The transcript has 5 exons. Bases 33 to 1610 code for a protein of 525 amino acids. Gene Ontology annotation, molecular function: flavin adenine dinucleotide binding; N,N-dimethylaniline monooxygenase activity; NADP binding. Lineage: Eukaryota; Viridiplantae; Streptophyta; Magnoliopsida; Brassicales; Brassicaceae.
CCAUUUCUCUCUCGCUCUCUCUAGCUCCUUCAAUGGCUCCUAACUACGAUAAACUCAGUUCUUCCAGAGUAGCGAUCAUUGGUGCUGGUGUUAGCGGAUUAGCAGCCGCUAAGCACCUAGCUCAUCACAACCCGACCGUUUUCGAAGCCUCGGAUUCGGUCGGAGGUGUUUGGAAGAGCUGCUCUUACGAGACAACCAAGUUACAAUCGGCUCGAGUUGAUUACGAGUUCUCUGACUUCCCAUGGCCGAAUAGGGAUGACACUACUUUCCCAUCUUACGUUGAGAUAUUAGAUUACUUGGAAUCUUAUGCUAAGCAUUUCGAUCUCCUAAAGUUCAUGAAGUUUGGCUCUAAGGUCAUUGAAGUUAGGUACACCGGUGAAGGCGAAACUCCACAGAUGGUUGACCUUGGUGCUUACGGCAAUUUGUUGCGUGGAAAACCUGUCUGGGAAGUUGCUGUUCAAAACGUAGAAGCGGGGGAUAUUCAGUGGCAUGCAUUUGAGUUCGUGGUAGUGUGUACCGGGAAAUUCGGCGACGUACCAAGAAUUCCGACGUUUCCAGCGAACAAAGGGCCCGAGAUAUUCAAAGGAAAAGUGAUGCAUUCGAUGGAUUACUGCAAACUAGACAAAGAAGAAGCUUCUCAUCUCCUCCGUGGCAAGAAAGUCGCCGUCAUUGGCUAUAAGAAAUCCGCCAUUGAUUUGGCUUUAGAGUCUGCUUUAGCCAAUCAUGGAGAAGGUGGACAAGCAUGCACAAUGGUGGUGAGAACAACACAUUGGGUGUUCCCACAUUACUGGAUAUGGGGUCUUCCAUUCUUCUUGUUCUACUCUACGAGAGCUUCUCAGUUCCUCCAUGAUAGGCCUAACCAAAGCUUCCUUAGAACUCUCUUUUGCCUCCUAUUCUCUCUUCUGCGUGCGGUGGUUUCCAAAUUCAUCGAAUCAUAUGUUACGUGGAAGCUUCCUCUAGAGAAGUAUGGUCUCAAACCGGACCAUUCUUUUGAAGAAGACUAUGCCUCUUGUCAAAUGGCCAUCAUACCGGAUAAUUUCUUUGAGGAAGCGGAUAAGGGCAUGAUCCGGUUCAAGAAAACAUCGAAAUGGUGCUUUUAUGAUGAAGGGAUUGAAUUUGAGGAUGGGACAACCCUAGAAGCUGAUGUUGUGAUACUCGCCACUGGUUAUGAUGGCAAGAAGAAGCUCAAAGCCAUUGUUCCUGAACCCUUUCGAUCUUGGCUUGAGUUUCCAUAUGGUGUUAUGCCUUUAUACAGGGGAACAAUCCAUCCAUUGAUACCAAACAUGGGUUUCGUUGGAUACGUUCAAAGUAACUCAAACCUACACACAUCAGAGCUACGUUCACUGUGGUUAAGCCGGCUCGUGGAUGGGAGAUUCAAGUUACCGAGCAAAGAGAAAAUGCUGGACCAGUUCUCCAAGGAGAUGGAAGUGAUGAGAAGAUCGAGCAGAUUCUAUAAACGUCAUUGCAUAUCUACCUUCAGCAUCCAGCAUGCCGAUGAUUUGUGUAAUGACAUGGGACUCAAUCCACGGCGCAAAUCAAACUUGUUCCUCGAAGCGUUUAGUCCUUAUGGUUCUCAAGAUUAUCGACUCGAUCAAGAAGAAAGGAAGUAAUCGAAUAUAGUACUAAAAGAAAAAUAACGAACUUACAUCUGGUGGUCCGGUGGAUGAUAUCUAUCGUGUAAAAUACUAAAGUUAUAAAACUGUGUUGGUGAGUCAUUGAAUAAUCUCUUGUAUUAAACUUUUAUAGUUUAAAAAGUGU